AUGCUCAGUUUGUCUAGUAGCAAAUGCAUUGCUGCAUUGGCUAUGCUUUUGCAAUUAUCUAAUGCAUUACAUUUCUAUGUCAAAACUGGAGAAACUAAAUGUUUCUAUGAAGAAUUACCUGAGAAUACUUUGGUUGUGGGCAAAAUCGAUGCUUAUGAAAAACAGGAUCAUAGCAACGAAUAUUUUAAGAAUCCAAAUUUGAAGGUUCAAAUCACAGUUGAAGAAACAUUCGACAACAACCACAAAGUAGCCAAUCAAAAGUCAGCUCCAGACGGUGAUUUUGCGUUUACAUCCUUGGAUUCUGGGGAACAUAGAUUUUGUUUGACGCCAGUAUACAGUGAUAAAACCAAUAAUAAAGUCCAUCGUAUCUUUUUUGAUGUUGCCCAAGGCUCUGCCAACGAAUAUGUCGACUCCAAGUCUACAAGAAUGGUGGAUGAUUUGGCUGUUAAAGUGAACCAAUUAUAUGAUAAAUUGGAUAAAAUACACUGGGAACAAGAGCAUAUGAGAGAAAGAGAAGCUAUCUUUAGAGACCAAUCUGAAUCUACUAAUUCAAGAGUUGUCAAAUGGUCAAUUGUGCAGUUGGUUGUCUUAGUGGGUACUUGUGUUUAUCAAUUACGCCAUUUGAAGUCGUUUUUUGUCAAGCAAAAGAUAGUUUAA
This is a messenger RNA of Candida dubliniensis CD36, 657 nucleotides long. RefSeq names its product Erp5p (gene ERP5). Lineage: Eukaryota; Fungi; Ascomycota; Pichiomycetes; Serinales; Debaryomycetaceae. Gene Ontology annotation, cellular component: endoplasmic reticulum; endoplasmic reticulum-Golgi intermediate compartment; Golgi apparatus. The record is from RefSeq and is a predicted model, not a curated record. The transcript has 2 exons. Gene Ontology annotation, biological process: intracellular protein transport; Golgi organization; endoplasmic reticulum to Golgi vesicle-mediated transport. The coding region runs from base 1 to 657 and encodes 218 amino acids.